AUGCCUGAUCGCCUGGAUGAGGAACAAGAGCGAGAAGUCCGGCACAUUCUCGCUGAUUCGACUUUUGAGAAACAAAUCUCUGGCGCAAUAGUCAACAAUCGGAACCUGCAGCGGCUGAGACCGGGCCAAUGGCUAGAUGACGAAUCCAUCAACUUUUACGCCGUGCUGAUCAACAACCGCUCGAACGAUAUGCGAGAAUUGCGAGCGGCUGCGCUCGAAGGGGAGAGGAAGCGCGCGAAAAAGGCACAGGGAUACUGGGAUGUGCACGCCUUUCAGACGCACAUGUUUGUGAAGAUUCAAAGAGAAGGUCAUGCGGGUGUCAAGCGAUGGACCAAGAAGGUCGACGUGUUCUCCAAGGAUCGAAUCAUCUUCCCAGUCAAUCGGAGCAACAGUCAUUGGGUCACGGCUGCGAUCAAUUUGCGUCAGCGGCGCUUCGAGUUUUACGAUUCGAUGACUGGAGGAUGGGCACACGAUGCUGCGCACGCACUGAGGGCGUGGCUGGAAGCCGAAUGGCUCGCCAAAAAAGCGUCUUCUUUCGAUGGCAAGACGUUGGACACCAGCGGAUGGGACGUGUACGACUGCCCCACGAACCCUCAGCAGGAAAACGGCUCGGAUUGCGGCGUCUUUACGGUUCUCAUGAUGGAGCACCUUUCCAGAAGGGACCCUUGUCUGGAUGAAGAUUUGCGCGAAAUGGAGUGGAACUUUGCUCAGAGCAAUGUGCCAUACUACCGGAGACGCAUGAUCUGGGAACUCGGCAAUGCUACCUUGCUCGAAUGA
Messenger RNA from Ceraceosorus guamensis, 777 nucleotides. RefSeq names its product cysteine proteinase. The transcript is spliced from 4 exons. Gene Ontology annotation, cellular component: nucleus. Gene Ontology annotation, molecular function: deSUMOylase activity. The record is from RefSeq and is a predicted model, not a curated record. Gene Ontology annotation, biological process: protein desumoylation. NCBI's taxonomy places the organism in Eukaryota, Fungi, Basidiomycota, Exobasidiomycetes, Ceraceosorales, Ceraceosoraceae. The coding region runs from base 1 to 777 and encodes 258 amino acids.